GCCGGUACUUCCGCACUUCCUCACACUGCCUGCAAAUUAUUGAGCAAUGGCCGCAUUUCUUGAGAAGGACUGGCAAACGAUAAGAGCAACAAUUAGAGAAAGAACCAGAUUUAUGUUUAAUAACGAUCUUAUAAGCGAUGUCAAGUUUACUGUGCAAGGAUCGGAUGGCAGUACAAAGGAGAUUCCAGCACACAAGUUUGUCCUAUCUAUAAGUAGCCCAGUGUUUUACGCGAUGUUUUAUGGACCAAUGGCGGAUGCUUCAGACACCAUUGCUUUAUCUGACUGUGAGUACGAGGGUUUAUCAGAGUUGUUCCGUUUCAUGUACAGUGAUGAAGUUAACCUAAGCAGAAGUUGCGUGGUGCAGGUGUUAUAUUUGGCAGAAAAGUACAUCUUGCCCAGCCUUGUGAGUGAGUGUCUCAAAUAUCUACGUGAAAUCGUUGACGAAUCAAAUGCGCUUUGCAUUCUUGUGCACGCAUCGAGAUACAGCGAACGAAAUAACGAUCUUGUGAAGCGUUGCUGGGAAAUAAUUGAUGAACACACUGAACAGGCUAUCCAAUCAGAAGAAUUUGUAAAAAUUGAUAGAUCAAUACUCGAAGUAUUAGUGGAUAGAGACUCUUUGAACAUUCAAGAGAUUAACCUGUUCGAAGCCGUCAACAAGUGGGCAGAAUAUCAGUGUGAACUAAAAGGCCUGGUGGCAGAUGGUUGUGUGAAAAGAAGCGUAAUUGGUGAGAAAGUGGUGACAAAGAUUCGAUUUCCAGUUAUGAAAAAAUUGGAAUUUGCCAGUGUUGUGCUUGACAGUAAUAUACUUCUACCUCACGAAGCCUUUGACCUGACAAGAUAUUACUGUUUGGCAUCCCUGUCUCCAAGGGGAUUCCUUAGCACCGAAAGAAUUGGUGGACUAAAGCAUUGCCAAAUGUUUGACUCAGUUAUCAAUUUUGGCUGGGCUCAUUAUGAUGAAAUGAAAUGCACUGUUUAUCUGCGUGUGGACAAAGCUAUCAAAGUGCAUGGCAUUCGUCUUUUUGGUAGUGAUGGUGAACAACAGAAUGUUACUCUGGAAGUGCUGAAUUCCUCAGGAAAUGUGGUGAUGGCUCAUAAAAAGGGAACAAUUGCUUCAGUACAAUUACAGUUUAAGUCAACUCAUUUCUAUGGCAGUGAUGUCUUAUUUGAGCAACCAGCUGAUUUAGUGCAGGAAACAGUGUACUGUCUCAAAGUUUCUUUUUCUGGGUCAAUUUUAUGGCAUGGAGAGGACAUGUUACAGUCUGUCCAGUGUUCAGGUGUGACAUUUAGGUUUUCUGCCGAUGAAAAAAUGAAAAAAAGUGCACUUCAAAAAGAAUUUCCUGAAAUUUUGUUUACUCUGAAGUGAAGCAAAAUCUCCCAGGCACAAGAUUGAUCCAUGAGCAGCAGGACUAGUUGAUGGUGAAUUCUGGUCUCUGAGAGUGGACCGCCUUAAAGUUUUUUUCAUGGUGUUGCUAAAGAAACUGCAUGAUCACACCAUGAUGUUUUGACAAGUGGUCUCAAUUGGCAGAGCUAUUCUUAGACUGGGUAAUAGAAUUUGGAAACUUUGCAAGCGACCUUCAACUGUUCAAGAAGUGUUGACCCAAAAUGGCACUUGUUCCGCUGCAGGGUUGUCACUAAGUGCCGGCUGCCGGCGAAAUUCACCGGCUGAGAAAGAGGUGAUUGCUGGUUGGAUUUUGGUGAGUGAUCAAUUGGUAAAGGACAACAAACGGCUUUUAGGUUAUUCACGUACAAUCAUUUAAUAUCGAACCAACUAAAUGGAAAGUUUGGAAUAAAUUCCCGACUACCUUGAGUAUCGGUGCCACUAUAACGAGUAAAAUAAUUGAAAUAUAAUCUUGUUUUGAGCACUUGUUAGCUUGUUCUCUAUCCAUGUACUGCAUCCGCCAUCUUGUAAAUGCGAAGCUUGGUAACCUCACAUUCAAGGUGUUGCAAAAGGUCAGGAAUUCUUUUCCAGGUCUCUCUUGAAAAAUGGUGACCGGCUCAAUGAAAAUCUUAGCCAGGAGACUAUUUUCUUAGCUACAACCCUGCCACUGACUGUAAGAUGGGAAUCAUACCAACUUUGUGAUGUUCCAGGAAGUAGCGUGACACCACCCACAGAGGGUUUGUUUGAUUUGAUCUCAUACCCCCAGAAUUUCCAUUGCCCUUUGUUGGAGCAGGUGCGGAUAUUUCCUGGAACCACAUAUUAAAAAAUGUAAACUCUAUUAACAGAACUGUAACAGCUCUCAUACUGUAAGCUUGAAAUUCUGUUUGUUGUGAUAGCAUAGCAGCAGUUGCUGUUUUGGGGCUAGGGGCAGUGGUUCUGGUUUUUUGCUCCAAUACUGGGUAUUGAGUCAUUUACGAGUGUUGCUACCCAACCAUUAAUACUAUGCAUAUUGUGGAUUUUACAUAGUUCUCUCCUUUAAGAUAUGUAUUUCUAGAAUUCAAGAUUGAUGGGAUAAAUGAGGUGACUCAAGUAAGUUUGAUGAGAAGGAGUUGUAGACAAGGAGAGAGUAGCCUCUAGUCGGUAUAAUAUUUAUCCCUCAUCCAAUUAUCCUGUGCUUCUCCUGUUUUGAGAGACACAUUGGGAACUAGAUAGAUACAUAUUAGCACUGAUGACCUAGGCAUUGAAUACAAUUACAGGGGCGUAGUCAGGAUUUUUCAAAGAGGGGGGUGGGUCACACUUUGGCAGAGUGAGGGUACUCACCAGAUUGUCAUGUCACUUUUUUCCACCUGUUGUAGGUUGUUUGCUUAGAAAAGGCUUGCAAAAGGGGGGUCACAGGCACCCCCAGGACCCCCUAGCUACCCUGUGACAUUAUGCUGUUGGUGAUUGCGUUACAAAUUUAGCCGUUUAUAAGACAAUUGCUCCAAGUGCUACGUGUAGAAAACAGUUAAUUAAAUAUGGCUUACCAUA
Molecule: messenger RNA, 2905 nt
Organism: Orbicella faveolata
Lineage: Eukaryota; Metazoa; Cnidaria; Anthozoa; Scleractinia; Merulinidae
Product: BTB/POZ domain-containing protein 6-like
Source: RefSeq, a predicted model, not a curated record